AUGGUCAGGGUAUCUAAAGGAGCGCCUCCUGUGUACCAGGCUCUGUGCCAAGCAUUGUGCAUGAAUGUAGGAGAAUCUCAUUUGUACCUCGCGCAUCAGGUGUGUGCCAUAACCCCCUCCACAGUGUACGCCGGAGACAGGCGUGCCCCAUCCGGGAACACACGCCGGGAGGACAGCGGCCGCCUCUGUUCCAUCUCCACCCGCUGGGGCCUGAGGAUGAAGCUGAGCCCGCCGCCCUGGCCCCUGUCCUGUCUCCUCGUGCUGCUGCCCUGGCCUCUGGCCACUGCUACGUCGACAGCCCCUCGGCAGUGCCCACCCGGGCAGGAGCCCAAUGUGGAACCGGGGCGGGGCACAUUAUGUAGGUCCUGCCCCCCAGGCACCUUUUCGGCUUCCUGGGGCUCUCGGCUGUGCCAGCCCCACUCACACUGCAGCUCUCGAGGGAGGCUUGAGGCCCAGGGGGGCACGGCAACGCAAGACGCACUAUGUGGAGACUGCCAGCCUGGGUGGUUUUCCCCUGCAGAGGCCCUGGGUGUUCCCUGCCAGCCGUGCGCCCGGACCCCCCUGGGUGGCCGCAGCUGUCACGAACGGGGACGACGGGCCCGACGUGGCGUGGAGGUAGCCGCAGGGGCCGGCAGUGCAGGGGAGACGCGGCAGCCUGGGAACAGCACGCGGGCGGGCAGCCCCGAGGAGACGGCUGCCCAGUACGCGGUGAUUGCCAUCGUGCCCAUCUUCUGUCUCAUGGGGCUGCUGGGCAUCCUGGUGUGUAACCUGCUCAAGCGGAAGGGCUACCAUUGCACGGCUCAGAAGGAGGUCGGGCCUGGCCCCGGAGGCGGAGGCAGUGGGACCAGCCCUGCCUGCCGGCCUGAGGACACCAGUGAGGACACCAUCGGGGUCUUGGUGCGCCUGAUCACAGAGAAGAAAGAGAAUGCCGCGGCGCUGGAGGAGCUGCUGAAGGAGUACCACAGCCGACAGCUGGUGCAGACCGGCCACCGGCCUCUGCCCAGGCUGUCGCCGGGCCCCCCCAGCAUACCGCACGUCUGCCCGCAUCGCCAGCACCUCCACACCGUGCAGGGCCCGGCCUCACUCUCGGGCCCCUGCUGCUCCCGUUGUAGCCAGAAGAAGUGGCCCGAGGUGCUGCUGUCCCCUGAGGCCGCAGCUGCCACCACUCCUGCUCCCAGACUCCUGCCCAACCCAGCCAGGACCCCCAAGGCUGGACGCCAGGGCGAGAUCACCAUCCUGUCUGUGGGCAGGUUCCGUGUGGCCCGAAUUCCCGAGCAGCGCGUGAGUUCAGUGGGCUCCGAGGUGAAGACCAUCACGGAGGCUGGGCCCUCAGGGAGUGAGCUCCCCAACUCCCCACGACCUGGCCUCCCCAGUGAGCAGCGGGCACUUCUAGGAAGUGGUGGAAGCCACACUAAGUGGCCGAAGCCCCCAGCAGAGAACAAGGCCGAGGAGAACCGCUAUGUGGUCCGGCUAAGUGAGAGCAACCUGGUCAUCUGAGGGGCUGUCCCAUCUGAGGACCCUGCAGCCCUGCCCUGAGCAGUUCCGAAGCCUUCCUGGAGAAGGUGGAGCUGCAGCUGGGCCCAUGAGGAUCCAGAAACGCCAGCAGACAAAACCGCCAAGGCCUGGAGGUGGGAGUGUCCACCCUGGUGA
Molecule: messenger RNA, 1650 nt
Organism: Budorcas taxicolor (takin)
Lineage: Eukaryota; Metazoa; Chordata; Mammalia; Artiodactyla; Bovidae
Gene: RELT
Product: RELT TNF receptor
Exons: 11
Coding region: 1-1497 (498 amino acids)
Biological process (GO): apoptotic process; amelogenesis
Molecular function (GO): protein binding
Source: RefSeq, a predicted model, not a curated record